Molecule: messenger RNA, 953 nt
Organism: Uloborus diversus
Lineage: Eukaryota; Metazoa; Arthropoda; Arachnida; Araneae; Uloboridae
Exons: 9
Coding region: 98-745 (215 amino acids)
Source: RefSeq, a predicted model, not a curated record
UAUAUAACGGGCCACUCUCUUUCAGCGCUCUGUUCUGAGUUUUAAGCGCUUUUUUUUUUUAAGUUUUCGGGGUUUUGCAAAAGGGUAGUAGAAGACCAUGUUGCUUUCGGUUUUUGCUCUGUCCCUCGUUGCUGGGGUUCUGUCCGCCCCACCUGCUACAGACCUACCUCGAGGUGAAGCAGCGGCUGAUGCGAACAACUAUCCUGUUCCGCAAAUUGACUGGGGAAAAUGUCCACAACUCAAACCAACCGAAGCUGAUAAGGAACAAAAGCGCCUUGUGAUUCAGAAAUGCUUAGAGCAGAACCCACCACCUUCUUUGGAGGCUGUCACUGAUCCUAAACAAAUUGAUGAUCAUCGUGAGUUAGUCACAACAUGCGCAUUGAAGACUGAAGGAUGGUUCAACGCUGACGGAAGCUACAAAUUCAGUCGUGCCAAGACAGAAAUUGAAUCAAAGAAACUGGACUCUGCCGUCGAAAAGAAUAUUUCUAAGAGACAUCAAGAAUGCCAAGAAGAAGCUGUUAAGAGGUUCCCCGACGGUUACAUCCAGCAAGUACAAUUAUACCAAGCAUGCAUGGAUUACCACAUUGCAGAAAUUUGCGAAAUCGAACUCAUCCCUCCCCCCGGUGGAUUCCCCAUCGAAGAGUUUGCUGUUGACUACGACGAAACACCUCUUCAACCAGAACAACCCAACAAGCCCUUAGAAAGCUCAGCUCAAGCCCAGGCUCAACCUGCGAGGGCUAACUAAAGAUGAGUGAUGUCAACACCUUCAUUCCUUGCUCAUCUGAAGUCGAGUUUAGUUAUCGGAGGAACUGAGAGCAUCUCACCAUAGUCAUCUUGUAUAGUGCCGUUCAAGUUUUCAUCUCGAUUUAAAACGAUCUCGUUCAAAACAUUCGGUUUUAUAGCUUGUGAACCAUUUAUUAUGAAUAAAAGGAGCGAUCGCUCACUUUCUCUUC